This is a messenger RNA of Brassica rapa (field mustard), 2408 nucleotides long. RefSeq lists its product as uncharacterized. NCBI's taxonomy places the organism in Eukaryota, Viridiplantae, Streptophyta, Magnoliopsida, Brassicales, Brassicaceae. The record is from RefSeq and is a predicted model, not a curated record. Gene Ontology annotation, cellular component: membrane.
ACAAAAUGAAACAUUAGGCGCGGAGAGGAGAGCCAGCUGCGAAAAUCCAACGAGCCCUAAAACCUCCUUCGCCUCUCCUCACUGGGGUUUCUCGAGAAAACUCAGAUUCCUGCUUGCCAUGGACUCUGAUGCGAGGAGGAAUGUUAACAUCUCGCCGCAGGGUUCAUCUCCUUCUCCCAAGCCAUCCAAGUUCUCUGUGUACCGGAACCCUGCUCUCGCCGCCGCUUCCACCGCCAAUAGCAUCCGUCCCUCUAAAUCCGCUCUUUUCUACAUAUUCGUGCUCUCAAUCGCUUCAGUUUUCUCUCUCGUUUCCUUCACGGCCGGGGAGAAACGAUUGACGAAUGCUUUAACGUUCGGGAGGAUAACACAAGAGGCAGCUUAUGUUACUGUAAAGGCGUGGCAAGGACUGGUGGCUUUGAUUUGUAUUGGUGCAAUGAUGGCUUUCUCCAAGGGGAUAUCUCUGCACAGGGCUAAGUUUGCUGCUGGAGCUGAAACUAAAGAUCAGUUUUCUCUAACAAGCCGUCAGCUUGAGCUUCUAGGAGUAAAGAAAAAAGCAGAUCAGGGUGUAUCAGAAUCUCCCAAGAGUCGUCCCGCAUUGAAACCAACACGGUCGUUAGAGCCGCUUGUCCCUAUCCAUCAGAAUCUUACUGGUUCAGCGCAUAAAUCGUCCAGUGCUGGUGAUAAGCUGAGUUCUCGUAGUGGGAGUCAGAUUAGUCCGUUUAACACUCCUUCCAAACAGAUGGGUACACCGUCAAUGUAUCUUGUACCUUCCAGCUCACCAGCUUCUUCUAACCGAGCUUCGUCUGGUCAGGAUAAGGCUGUUUCUAGUCCUUGGUCUGGUAGACGAAGUUCUGCAAGAGACAUUGCUACAGAGGAGCAGCUUGAGCAGCUUUUGGCAGAAGUAGAUGAGAAAAUCACUGAGUCAGCUGGGAAGGUGCGGACUCCUCCACCAACAGUAGGGAGUUUUGCCAUGGCUAGUCCGAGUCCUGUUGGUGGUUCAGCUGGUUUGUCUGGGACUACUAGGAGUACACCACUAAGAGCUGUUAGGAUGUCUCCUGGUGCUCAGAAAUUUACGACUCCACCAAAGAAAGGAGAGGGUGAUUUCCCCACACCCAUGUCCUUAGAACAGGCGAUCGAAGGUUUUAGGCAACUAGGCGUGUAUCCUCAGAUAGAAUACUGGCGUGACAGACUAAGGCAAUGGUGUUCUUCAGUUUUGCUCAAACCUCUGCUUAACAAGAUUGAAACAAGUCAUAUUCAGGUAAUGCAAACAGCAGCGAAGCUAGGUGUUAAUGUCACCGUUUGUCAAGUUGGAGGUGAUUUGUCAACAAAUGGAACCGCUCCUACUGCAUUACCUGUUGAUCGUACAAAAGGGUGGCAGCCAUCUUAUUCUCUCGAUGAAGACGCUAUUCUUCACCAGUUACGCGCUAAUCUUGUACAGGCUAUUGAUGCCACCAUGCAAAAGCUGCGUACAGAGAACCAGCAGUUUCAGCAACAACAGCAGCAACAGCAAGCGGCAUUAAUACCCGUUAUGCAGGAAUGCGUUGAUGCUAUUAGCGAACAUCAGAGGCUUCAGGGAUUAAUGAAAGGAGAGUGGGUCAAGGGUUUACUUCCACGCAGCAGCAUUCCAGCAGACUACACGGUGCAAAGAAUCAGAGAGCUCGCGGAAGGAACCUGUGUGAAGAACUACGAGUACAACGGAAGGGCAGAUGCUCGUGAGAAAAACAAGAAAUGGAGCCUGGAGCCUCCAACCGAUUCUCAUCUACUUCUGUACUUGUUCUGUGCCUACUUGGAACAUCCGAAAUGGAUGUUGCAUCUGGACCCCAGCUCUUAUACAGGGACUCAGUCAAGCAGGAAUCCGUUAUUCUUGGGGGUUUUGCCUCCAAAAGAAAGAUUCCCAGAGAAGUACGUAGCUGUGAUAUCAGGUGUACCUUCUACACUCCAUCCUGGCGCAUGUGUACUUGCUGUGGACAAGCAAUGCCCUCCUACGUUUGCCUUGUACUGGGACAAGAAGGUGCAGUUUACCCUUCAGGGACGAACAGCGCUAUGGGACUCUAUUCUGCUAAUGUGCCACAAAAUCAAGGUGGGGUAUGGAGGUGUUGUUCGUGGGAUGAAUCUUGGUUCUUCGGCUCUUAACAUCCUACAAGUAGUUGAUUCUGAAACUGAUGACUAAAACUCAUUUAUCCCCCGUGAAACUCGUUUGUUGCAUCUAACAAUUCAAGAAAAGUGGAUUUUGCUUGAGACUGCUAAUGUUUGUUGGGCGUUGGAGGUCUAUAUUAGCCAUUGUUAAGGAGAAAUUGUACUGAGAUUAGUUCUUUUUUCUUGAUGAAAACCGAGAUUAGUUCUCUUUGGAUAGCAACGUAUUCUUGUGUCAAGUAAAUAUUGAGAAUGCUUUUUUUUGCCCCACUCUA